AAACUUAUCAAGUUCAAUUAAAUUUCUUGGUAAAUGCAAUAUUGAACCAGUCGCCAGUCGGCGAAUCACUUUUGUAUUGGAACGUCGAACAUUCUUGUCUCAAUCCAAUCAUCACGAUAACCACGCAUUCCUCUAACCUAAAAAUCGUUUUUCUGUUGUGAAUCGUUGGUGGUGUUGUGCGUUUCGAUAAUAAAUAAUUGAUAAGUGGACAUUCGUGAUAAGUGUUUUUUUUUAUCGCAACGAUAAGGAUUUUAUAAAAACUGUGAUUUCAUCGAGGACGGUGGAGGUGCGGACAACAGCGCAGGCGUCGGCGUCGUCGGAGCCGUCGAAAGACGUGGAGGUGGCGGCGGAGGGGGUGGCGGGGAAAGGGGGGGUACGGGUAUCGGGAGGCGCGCGCCAAGUUUGCGCCUAGCGAACGGACGCGUAGCGGCGGCUUCGCAGUCCGAAGAAGAAAUUCGCACGCCGCCGCCGCAUUGUCGACUCGCCAAAGAUGACUCGAUCAAGAUCAGCAUCGAGAAUACUAACACGUGUACCGAUUCGCUGGUGACGGCUAUCGACGACGAAACGUUGUUAAUCACGGAUUACCUCUCUAACGAUAUGAAUUACAAGGGCAGCGGAAAGGUUCACUUCGACGAUGUGUCCCUUUACGGCACACCGAAAGAAGAACCAGGACCAACGCCACUGGGUUCCGCGGAAGCUGGCAAACAGAGUUUUAUCAAGAACCAACUGCAAGCCCUUUUCCAGCCAACAGAUAACAAGUUGGCAAUGAAACUGUUCGGCUCAAAAAAGGCUUUGAUGAAAGAAAGGAUCAGGCAGAAAGCUGCAGGACACUGGGUUAUACAUCCUUGUUCUAGUUUCCGAUUUUACUGGGACCUGUGUAUGCUGUUACUGUUAGUGGCAAAUUUGAUAAUAUUGCCAGUCGCAAUAAGUUUCUUUAACGAUGACCUCAGCACACGCUGGAUUGCCUUCAAUUGUCUGUCCGAUACCAUUUUUUUAAUCGAUAUUGUUGUAAAUUUUAGAACAGGUAUUAUGCAACAAGACAAUGCCGAACAGGUCAUAUUAGAUCCAAAAUUAAUAGCUAAGCAUUAUUUGAGGACAUGGUUUUUCCUCGAUCUGAUUUCGUCCAUUCCCUUAGAUUAUAUAUUUUUAAUAUUUAACCAAGAUUACGGCGACAGUUUCCAAAUCCUUCACGCAGGACGCGCGUUACGUAUCCUGCGUCUCGCUAAACUAUUGUCCUUGGUACGACUUCUGCGUUUAUCCAGGCUAGUGAGAUACGUCAGUCAAUGGGAAGAAGUAUAUUUUUUGAAUAUGGCCAGCGUUUUUAUGAGGAUAUUCAAUCUAAUUUGUAUGAUGUUGUUGAUUGGUCACUGGUCGGGGUGUUUACAAUUUUUAGUUCCGAUGCUACAAGGAUUCCCCCCAAAUUCCUGGGUUGCUAUCAACGAAUUACAGGAAGUAUCCUGGUUAGAACAAUACUCGUGGGCGCUGUUCAAGGCGAUGUCCCACAUGUUGUGUAUAGGUUACGGUAGGUUUCCGCCUCAAUCGCUGACAGAUAUGUGGUUAACCAUGCUUUCAAUGAUAUCCGGAGCGACGUGUUACGCACUAUUUUUGGGCCACGCCACGAAUUUGAUACAAAGUUUGGAUUCGUCACGAAGACAAUACAGAGAAAAGGUAAAGCAAGUCGAAGAAUACAUGGCGUACAGGAAAUUGCCGAGAGAGAUGCGUCAACGCAUAACCGAAUACUUCGAACACCGUUACCAGGGCAAAUUCUUCGACGAAGAAUGUAUAUUGGGAGAACUAUCCGAGAAACUACGAGAAGACGUCAUCAACUACAAUUGCAGGUCCUUGGUGGCGUCUGUACCAUUCUUCGCGAAUGCGGAUUCGAACUUUGUAUCCGAUGUUGUUACCAAAUUGAAAUAUGAAGUCUUCCAACCUGGUGAUAUUAUCAUAAAAGAAGGAACGAUCGGUUCCAAGAUGUACUUCAUCCAGGAAGGUAUCGUCGAUAUCGUAAUGGCGAACGGUGAAGUAGCUACUAGUUUAAGCGACGGUUCCUAUUUCGGUGAAAUCUGCCUAUUGACAAACGCCAGAAGAGUGGCGUCCGUCAGGGCGGAGACGUACUGUAAUUUAUUUUCAUUGUCCGUGGAUCAUUUCAACGCAGUACUCGAUCAGUACCCCCUGAUGAGACGCACAAUGGAAUCGGUGGCGGCGGAGAGGCUAAACAAAAUAGGUAAAAACCCAAAUCUGCUAGCCCAUCGAGAAGAAGACUUGGGUAGCGAAAGCAAAACGAUUAACGCUGUAGUAAAUGCCCUAGCCGCGGAAGCGGAUCAUGUAAAUAUGUCGAACGAAUCCGUAGCACGACUCCAUUCCAGCGAUCGAGACCUUCGAGAAUUAGGUUGGAAUUUACAAAAACUCGCCCUACCUAGACCUAAAUCGGAAAAUAAUUUCGCUUCGCAGGACAUGUCUUUAUUCCGAAGUAGCGAAAACAACGGAAGAAUAUCCUUCCAUAAAUCCGACACUUUCCAUAAGGAAUCUAACUUACAAUGACGGCACUCCACGCACUAGUGUUCAGUGUUGUCAGAUCAACUGUGUCAGAUGCCGGUGCUCACUGUUGCCACAGCUGCACUCAUCUUGCGCACAGACCACCAUUGAACUGGCCAUACACUGUACUAGUGCGUGAACAAAGAUACGGCGUAUGAUGAAACGUCGAUAUAUGAAACGUUCUAAUCUUCGACAAAUAAUUUUUUUCUUGUUGUACGUGAUUUGCGUUAUAAUAUUCACAAAAAAUAUCAUAUAUUAUUAAAUUCCAAAGUACCUUUCGUGAAAUAUUUUUCUGCGAAAUAUAUAGGUUAGGAAUUCACAAAAUUUAUUAUAAAAUUAAUCACUGCUGCGCGGAUGAAAUUUUUCUUUGUUGAAAUUUCGGUGGUUCAAUGAUCACGUCGAAGUUUCGUCAUGCGUCUGUUUCUUUUUUUGUUUUUUAUUGAAGCAAUAAGUGAUAUGGACACUUCGCUAGAAUUGUGCAAUAUUAGAACUAAUGUUAAGUUUUAGCUUUAAUGAUUUAGGUGCUCAACAAAUUUAUAUUGGAUACUAGAGACUUCACAAACCCGGUUUUUGGGUACUCCACUUAAAUCGCUAUAUCGUUUCUGGGUAAUAAAACACUUUUUAAAUAAAUAUUAGUAAACAUGUUAUCGACUGAAUUUUGCAGAAAAUUGUUAUACGUAUAUUAUGAUGUCAAAGCAAAUUUAAGGAAAAUAAAGUGAUAUACACUGAUGUAACUUCUCUAAUUGAUUCGUUUUAUACAACAAUUCAACAUUAUUUUUACCAAACUAUUCGUAAAACUUCAAUCCAAUUCUUGUUUAUAUGUAUUGAUUACCAUAAAAUAAUUGAAACAAACUCCAAAUUUUCUAUUUGAUACAUUGUGGUAGGAAUUAUAUCACUAAGAUAGGAGGUACAGUAUAUUAAAACCUCACUGGAAAAAUAAUGUAACAUGAGUUCUUCUUCUUUUUUAAUAUCAUCUUUUUUGGUAGCCUGUCCAGGGAUCAUCGUGUUUUUAAUUUCUGGUUCUUUGCCCAUCUGUUUUAUGGCAUUUGUUCGACGUGAUUAUGUUUAAAUUUCUUUAACCGAUCUUUCCACGUCCCAAAUUUCCAGUUCUCUAAUAUCCUGACUUUUCCCUCGAUAUCUGAUGCUUACUCCCUUAAUUCUUCAUUUUUUUCUAUGAUUCUGUAGCCCGCUGCGGGCCUUGACCUCCCUAAAUAUUCUUUCCCAGCCCUCUUCGAAUUGCGUUUAUCUAGAAGAUUGAUCGCAGCUUUGUGUCACCUUUCCUAUAUCUUCAAAUCAAUUCAAGUACUUAUCCAACAUUCUCUGUUCAUCAAUUGGCUCUAUAUAUGGCAUAUUCAUCGCAUUCUCUGUACUCUGAGAUAUUCUAAUAUCUUUAGUUUAUGUAUAUUUGAUUUAAUCUGCAUCCUCCAACUUCCAUUUCAUUAUUAUAGGUCUUGUGUAUGUGCAGGGAGAACAUAGCACGCCUUAUUUAUCUCCUUGAUUCUUCUUCUGAUUUCUGUGUUUUCGUUUCUCUCCUUAGUAAGCUCAACAUCCAGGUAUAUGAAACCUGUAACUAUUCCCAGAUUUUCAUCUCCUAUUUUUACAUUGGGGAGCAUUCUAUUUCCUUAAAUUAUCUAAAUAUCUUCUGAACGUUUAAAAUCCGCAUUUUUUGUGAGCAUACGAACUUUUUAUGAACUUGACAUUCUUAUGCUCUAAACUCAAGAUCUCUCGAUAAUGGUUGAUAAUCCAACAUAAAUUAGAGGUUAGUUCGUGGUAAAAUGGAAAGUAGGACGAAUGCGCAACCGUUGAACUAAAAAUCAGUAUACAAAUCCAAGGAUAUGUUGGACAUAUUCAGAACUAGAAAUCUAUGCUUAAAGGAACAGAAUGUCAAAUCCCAAACGUGCUAUAUUCGCCCCGCGAACGCACAAUUUCAAACUGCACUUGGAUCUGACAUGACAUAACAUGUCCAGAUCUCUACCACGGUCACGAGAUAUAAUGAGUUGUAAGGAAGCGCAACGUUGCCAUUUUUAAUUAACUGUCAGUCAUAUAAAUUAACAACAUGGAUUGUGAAGUUCUGUUUUGUUAUUGUUUUUCUCGGUUGAGUCAGAUUUGUCUUUGUAUUGUGUCUUGUGUGUAUUUAUUUACUGCAUUUAUCAUAAUUAUUUAAUUUGAUCUGUGUUGGGUUAGAAUAUAACAAUUUUUAAUAUAGGUUAUGGAAGAAUAGGGUUUCAAUAUCAAUCAUGUGAUUUUACUGCACCCUUAAUACUAUAACUAAGUACAGAAAAAAAUUGGAUAUAAUUUAAUCAUGAUACGAUGUCAUUAACUUUAUUUUGAAUAAAUAAAUUUCAUUUUUCUGUUAAUAAACAUGAUAUAGAACAUGCUACAACUUCUUUACUUGGAUCCAAUUCGGCAACGUUGCCCAUAUAAUCAGUUGUAGGUUAUCAGGCAGAUUUCCAACUGCUAUGACAAGAACUUUCGACCUGAAAUCAUCCCUGAAAUACAACUGAAGUUUUACAAUGAUAUUUUGUUGAAUUGUUGAAGAAAAAGGAAUAGUUAGAAGUUGCACAAUGUUAUUUAGAAUAAUAUUUAGCAAAUCAAUGAUAAUUGUGAUUUUCACGUUUUAUUCUUAUGUACAAAUUUCAAAAUUCCUUGAGAAUGGUCAGUACAACCAGGUGUAUUGAUCAUUUGGUUAUUGACCUUGAAUCCAAACAGCGGCGCUGUUUUUUUUGUAAGUAUUUAGUUGCAUUCUCGAUGUAUUUACUUCGUAUUAUUAUAUUUUCAUGUUAUCAACUAAUUAAAUACCGUUUAUAUUCAAUUCGAAAAAAUAGAGUUUUGAGUUAGACAAUUAAAAACAAAUAUUUAUAAUUGGAUAUGGCUUUACUGUUUUUUGAUUGAGGUACCUCCAAAACGUGUCAUUUGAACGAAUCACGUGUAAAAAAACGUUGAUCUCCCAAUUUAUUUUUGAUCUGCGGGAAUAAGAAGAAAUCAUUGAGUGCCAAACAAGGUCUGUACAGUGGAUGAUCCAUUAAUUCGAUGUUUUGCGAGUUGGACAAUUACGGUAUGUCACAGCAUCGAUGUAUUCCAUCACAACAGCCGAUUUUGGACGACUUUCACGAAAUAGGGUCCUUGCAGUGGUCGGUAAUUUGGGUACUUAAUAUAUUUAAAAAUUUAUAUAUUACUUCUUAUUUAUGAAUUUAGGUUGAAUUGUAUUAUAUUAUAACUUAAAAUAUCAUAAAUUGAUGAUAAUUUGAAUGAUAUCACGUGACAGAAAACAUAUUUCUAUUGGUUACUGCGGUUGUGACGUAGAAAGUAAGUAAAUACUGAAACAUGGUCGUCGCGUGUCGCCUUUCAAACGCCAUUUUCUUGUUGUGAGUGGAGGUAAUUGGUUAUUUAGAGCGAUUUGUGUUUUUGUAAGGGUUUCAAAUUGAAAUGAUGGCCGAAAUAUGAUUUAUCGAAGCAAGAUCGCAUAAAGUAAAAGCAGAUACGUAAGUACUACUAAUUAGAGUUUCUUAUAGUAACAUUUUCACAUUUGUUUGCUUGAACUUUAUUAAAAUGUAGUCAUAGAGUUGAUAGCUUUGAAGGUUAUGUGUUGAUUAAAGCUUUCGAUGCUAAAACAUUUGUAUUAUCUUAACAUGUUAACAUUUUUUAAAUACCAAUAGAUAAAACAUUGAAAUGGUCUUCACAAACAUAUACUGGGUCGCCAGGUUUGACUUUAUUUGGUAUUUUUAUACUAGUUUUUGUACAUUCUUGUAUGCACCAACGAUACGUCAUCUUGUAUUGUACAAAAUUGUACUUCUAACCUCACUUAAGUCUGUUUACUUACUUUCUACGUCAUACUCAGUCAUAUGACAACAAAUGCGUGGUGGCGCGUCAUUUAGGCAUUUAAAUUCAUUUUUUAUGAACUAAUAUACCGUUUAAAAAAAAUUAAAAAAUGGUGUGUGAUUAAAAACGAUAUACUAAACGGUAGUUAAGGUAUAAAAAAAAGUUUGCAAGGACCCUAUUAUUUAAUAAAAAUAAAAGAACAAUAUUUGUGUUUUUAUUACAUUUUUAUAUUAGUUUCCCGGUAUAUGUUAUGCAUAAUGGAUACCAGUCAAAUUUGAUUUAUCUAAAGAGUUUUAGGAAACAAUAUUUUUUAAAUGUAUAAUUUUUUUGACAUAUAACAGAACUUCAUAUUUCUUAAACACCUGGUAUGAUAUUAAAUUAAAUUAUUUUCAGUCUUGUAUUUAUAUAACUUGGGGUUAUCGGUUAUAAUUUCGUCUUUAGAUGAAUUAGUGUAUAGUGAGGUCUCUUCAAUGCUAAAUAUCAGUCCUUGUGGGUGGGUCAUUUGCCAAUGAUUUUGUGAAUAUUUUCAAAAAUUAUUAGAAAUAAUUUCAUCUUUCAUAGUCUUUUUACAUACUAAGGCAAGCUCAAUAUUUUUUCUUUCUAUUCGAGAGGUGAAUUAAUAAACACUGUCUCUCACGUUCUUAAUUUAUUUACACACUAUACAAUACACUUAACUUAAUAAUAAUUCACUUAAAAAUAUCACUUAAAUUUAUUUAAAACUGAACUAACUACAUUUACACAACUGAUUUUUAUACCUAAAUAAAUUUCUACUAGAAUUCUUCUAGAACAAAAAGAAAUAAAUACUUUCCUAGAAAUUAUUUAGAAGAAAUAAUGUAAAUAAACCGCCUGCUACAAUAACAAUUAUAUAGAGUAUCUCGACAACUAAUGGGACCUUACUGUACAAUAGCAUCGACUGGUGAGCGAAAAAGGAUCAUCCUUAUUGUAACAUGGAAAUCAAAAACGAUUUUUUUAUUCCGAUCAAAAAUAUUAAUUGUACAAUAAAUCUAUUUAAAAAGUAGUAGGAGCUUUGUAUACCAAAAUCCCAUUGCAAUAACCAAAAUUGCACAAUUCUUGUACUAAAUUCUCAAAAGAUUUGGUACAGGUUAUAAAAAUAAAUAAUAGAACACAAUCCUGACACAAUAUUUAUCUUUCUACAGCCAAUCAUACUCCCAAUCAAUUUGUAUUGUAUAUACAAAAAAAAACAUACUUACAUUUUAUAUAAAAACGAAAAUGUACUAAAAAUGAUGCAAUGAAAUUAGAAAACUCGCACACAUUGUAAAGAUAUUAGCUUUAAACAAUUAAUUACAGAAAUUGAAAAAAUACAGCUAAUAUUUACUUUCGCUAUGUUUAGUUUGAAGAAAUUUGUGUGAAAUAUAUCAAAAAAAAACUAAAAGUUAAAGACAUAGAGGUGGUUUUGUCUUUGCUUUACGUUUUACGAAAAUUACAAACAAAAAAAACAAGACAUAUCUAAAAUUUCGUUAAAAACAAUUCGGCGUAAAUUGAAUUCAUAGGAGACCAUUCAAAUAUUACGUAAAUUCACCUGCAAAACAGUAAAUAAUUAUCAAAAUAUCUUCACACUUAUUUCUUUGUUGGAAUCUCAUACUUAUCCUACUUUUUAGCAAUAUCAUUCGAAAAUAAUAUUGAAACAUAUCUCCAAACAGAACGAAAGAUAUUAGUGAUAAAAAAGUAUAAGCAAUAUUAAGAUUAAUUUUGAUAUAAAAUUUCACUUUGAAAUAUAUUUGUCACAUAUUGAGCAAUCUAAUGAACUGUUGCAAUGCCCAUUUUAAUAUGGCCGCCGUGGGGUAAACAAAUGCUUUUGCCGUAAGUUUCUGUUCGAUUUGUGAAGUUAUUAGCUGGAUUUUAGAUUCCCGGUUUCAUUGUUUUAGGAGUCGCUAUUUGAAGAAGUGCGAAAUUUCCUUCCGGAAACGUUGCUCGUUCUCUAUAUCUCGUUCUCACAAUACUAAGCAGUAUUGUGCUUUGUGUAGGUUAAAAAGAAGUAUAUUGGAAUCUGGUGGAAAAUGAACAGGACUAACCCUUUGAAAACUUAGUUUCCGUUGUAUUAAUUUCUCUAAAACACGUAUAAAAAGUAUCUACUACGUCCUUGUAACACCAUAAAGCAGAAAAAACAAUUCAAAAAAACUCUCACUACCAGAAAACUCAUUAAAAGCUACGAAAAAAUCUAUUGUUUACCACACGGCCGUCAUUUUGACGUAGAUCAACUGUUAUCUUAGGUUACUCAAUUUUAACGAGAUUCUUCUUUUCCCAUGUAAUGUAUCCUUUGUCUAUAUAAUUACACAGUUUUUAUAAAACUUUUUGAACCGCUUAUAAAGGGUUUGAAAGUUUACAUAGGUUAGAAAAACGUUAAAAUUUUGAAUGUAAAAUUGAAGUUAUUAGCACAAAUACAAAUUAAGAUAAUCUCAUAACUAUUUUAUUCAUUAUACGUCUACUGGUUUUGCGUGAGCACUAUAAUUUUUAAAAGUCACCUGUUGCGUUCAAAUCUAGUGAUAAUCGUAGCUCAGUAUAUUUCAAAAAAAAAUCUACUAUUUUUCUAUUUAUUAAAGUGAAUAUCUUCAACUCAAAUAAUUUAUUUUUUUAAACAAAUCAUAAGUAGGAUAAAUAAGAUUCCAACUUAUUUUGAGUAUAAAACCAAGAACCGUGGUUUUAGAGAGAAAAAAAUGAGACAGAUAAAGGCUCUAUGUUAAGAAAAGGCACGUUCCUGCAGAGAAAAUACGUUAGAUAUUUAGAAAUAUUAAGAAAAGUAGAUUAGGCCUAAGUAUUUCAUUUAUAGAUGAAUCCGAUGUAUACAUCUGCAGGAUACAUUGCCGAGAUGUGCUUUCUUCUCUAAUAAAACAGGGAAAUAUUAAACAAAAUUAGAGAAAUUAUCAUGAUAAAUGAACUAGUACUCAUUUCAACCUAAUUUAUUCGUGUUAUCGGCUUCUAGAAUCAACGAUAUUAAAUAUUUUGCGAUUUUUGGAUGUUUGCAAUCCUGUGGCUUAUUCUUUCUUUAAAAAUGUGUUUAUUUUGGUCAUCUAAAUAUUUUUUCGUAACUUUUUCAUAACAUACACAAAUCCCCUAUAAAUGGAACGAAAACAAUCCACUCUACGCCUCUGACUGGAGACAGUACUGUGGAAUUAUAAAUAUGGAGCCAGUAGUACUACAGCCUUACACGGGGGGCUCGACUUUCUCUAGCCUCGGACUCCGGUGUCUUACAAGGACCAUCCAUUUCACUGCACCAAUCUUUGUAGCAUAUUCAGAGACCUCGUCUCUCCAUCUUAGCCUUGAUCUCCCCCUGCCUCUACUGUCCGUUGGUAUGACCUUGAAGUUCGUUUUUGUUGUAGAUGCCUUCUACAUGUCCUGCCCAUCUAAGCCUGCCGAUCUUGAUUGUUGUAGAAUUCCUACGUCUCCAGACGUUAUUUCCUUGGAUAGCUCCGUAAAUUUUUAUCACUAUAUUUCUCUCGAAUUAACGUCUCAAUCGUUUCUUUUUUUCGAGUCCAGGCUCCCAAUCUAUGGAUUUAAACUGGUUCAAUUAACGUCUUAUAUAUUUUGAUUUUUUUACUUCUUAAGAGACUAGUUUUGCUCAAGUCCAAAAUAAUCGUAAUAUUUGGAACCGUAUUUCUAGCACUUCAUUCUUUCGAGAUUUUUCAAGGAGUUUGGACAUUUUAGGUAGAAGGCUUAUUGGACGGUAAGAUGACACGUUGGUUGGGUCUUUGCCAGUUUUACCGAUUAAUAUGAUUUGUGCAGCUCCAUAUGAUUUUGGCCAGUAUCCGAAUCUCAUAAUUGCAUUGUAAAUGUAUGUUAGCAUGACUACCCAUUUUUGAAGCAAUUAUUUUUCGGGUUUAGUAAUUUUAUUUCGUUGUGUACUUCUUUUGGAGUCAAUGCUUUUAUGGGGUGUCUUGUGUUUAUUGUAGUUGCUAAGUUUUGUUCUACUUCACUACUACUGUUAUUGUCUUAUUCGUAUUGAUUUUUAGUUCCAUAUUCUCUGCGGCGUUCCCAAAAUUUACAAAAGUUCCUUUUGCUUUUCUUAGGGCUUAGAGGUAGGACCGAGUCGUUUGCGUAGACAAGCACCUGCGGUGAUUUAUUAAAGAUUGUACCCCUGGUGUCGAGUUCCUUAUCUCGAACUACUAUUUCCAGUGCUAUGUUGAACAGGAGACACGUCAUCGCGUCUUCUACUAAUGUUAUCUCGAAUUGAUCUUAGAUUUCGACUAGAAUUCAAUUAAAGUUUUUGGUGUAGUUCAUUCAUAUCCUGGUAGAGUUUUGGUCUUGAAUAUGUCGUCCCAAAAUCGAUGAAAAUGUGAAUGGUAUCGAUGUUGUACUUGAAGCACUUCUCAAGCAUCUGGUGUAGUAUUAAAAUCUGGUCUGUUCGGAAACCGCAUUCUGGGAUGCGAGAUGUUCAAAUAUGGGAUCAGUUGGGGUAAAUAAUUGAUUACCCUUUUUUUAGUUUAGUUCAUUUGAAUCUCAAAAUUGUAAAUUGACAAAAAAAACUCUUACAAAUUAUGUUUGAAAUGAUGCUUUUAGUUUUUCGCCUGCCAUGAAUUUUUCUACUUUUAUAUUAUUUCCCUGGUUGCUUCUCAUGGAGACUAGCAAAUUGUCAUAUCAUUCACUUGAUAAACAUUUGAAUGUUAUUAUUAGUUUUUUCUUGUUUUGCGUUUUAUUCCAAUAAGAAACAAGAUAAGUGAUUGAUACGACACUUAAAUAAUUAAAAAAAGUAUAUUUAAAGAAGGAGAUUCUUCACAUUAGCUGUGAUCUACAAUAUGGAUAUCUGAAAAUGGUCUACAUUUCUUUUAGUUCUUGAAUGUAAGACUUAAUAGUAAAUUUAAUUUAAAAAAUUAUUAACUUGUUAGCUGUUUGUGUGCUUGCAAUGUUUUUGUUAUAAAAAUGAUCUAAGUCCAACGUUGAUUCAGUUCGAGAAGCUUAUUUAGAUGAUUUUAAUCAGUGUAGUUCACAUGGAUAUAGCAAGAUAUACCUAGCAGGUGUUGUUUCACAUCAAAAGACUCAAUGGCUCUGACAAAUUUUUUCUGAAACGUGGCAUAAUGAUAGUUUGAAACAAUUUAAUCAAAAGUCUCACUGUGUCGUAAAUGGGGUAGUUAAAUUGCCGGUCGGUUAAGGCAAUAUUAAAUAGGCCACUUAAAUUUGGGUUGAACAUUCCCCACCACUCAAGGCAAGGUGAAAAAAUCCUGUCAGCGUCCACAGCAAGAGAAUCUCUUCAUGUCCAUUGAGACUUUUCAUCAGCUUGCUUCAAACUAUCAUUGUGCCAAGUUUCAGAAAAAUUGGCGUAAAUCCAAUUUCAGGAUUGAGCGGUUCCUUUUUGACUAUUCCAAUACAAUUAUCACUACUGUACUUUUUUCAAAAAAAUUCAUCGUAAGAAAAAUAUAAUUUCACACUUAAACAAUAAAAAAAAGUAGAGGGAGACCGAGGUGGGUUGUGACAGAAGAGAGUUGUAACAAAGACAAUUUGUCGAAACCUAUGACCAUUAGCGAGCUGGCAACACCGUGCAAUUGUUUCUUUGAUUGACGCAGUACGCGCCAGAGGCAAGCGGUUGUGCGAGUACGACGUUUGUAUGGAAAAAAAUCGAAAAGAUAAGACUACUUUUGCCUACAUUCAGUCGUUUCUGAAGUUUUAAGCUAAAUAAAUGUUAUUCGCAUUAAAAUGUUUGCCCAAUCCAGAACCAGAACAAUCAUCAAGUGUUCAAGAAACUACGGUCAAUGUAGACCAUUUACUCCAAAUCGUACUAUUGCUACAGUUCAAAAAAAUGAAGCAAGAGCCCUUACUCCAGUUAUACCCAAAGAUCAAGUCGCAACAUCUAGCAAUCCACAUUUAAUAUGCACAAUCCUUUGCCUCCAAGUCUACAGCUCGUUCUCCUCUUGCCACUUCUAAUAAGUUCUCGCCAGAAUCAGCAAGACUACACCUACAAAAUAUUGGCUGCCAUAGAAGCCAGUAGAAAUUUAAAAAGUGUGAAAAAAUGUGUUUUAAAUGAAAAAAGAAGAAACCUAAGAAAGCCAAGUAGGAAACUAACAAGAAAAGUGCAGAAUAUACCGAAGAAAAUGCUUAUUAUUGCUUGUGUUGCCUUAAAUUCCAUAGCAGACCAAAUGAGAAGUGGGUUCAGUGCUUGGAAAGUAAAGGCUGAUCUCACGAAGAUUGCCCUAAGAGCGCGCUGCAAUACAUCUGUCAUCUGUCAUCUGUUUGUCAGAUUAGAUCAGAAUGUUUGUUUUCUUGAUGUCUAAUACUUCAUGUUAUUAUUUCUUACUUUUAUUUUAAAUGAUAAUUAAAGUACUUUUAUGCAAAAACGCGUUUUGUUCAUACAACAAAAAUAUAUGUAUCUGUCAAAUUGAGUACAUAGCUGUCACAACUUUUCUUGGUACCUGUCACAAUUUACCUCGGUGUUAGAGGAGUUGUGUCGAUAGGAGAGUUUCAGUUUUGUGGAAUUUCUCAGUCACCAUAUAAUUUAAAUAGACUUUGGUGGCUAUUUUCAAAAGAUUAAUAAUUGGCCUACAUUAUGGCAUGAUGUUUAUAAUUUUGGUAUGUUUCUUUAUUGAAAUAUGUUGUUCUAAGUAAAAAUUGUCACUACCCUCCUCGAUCUCCCCAACAUAUUAUUAAAAAUCUUUUUGUAUGUAUUCCUAAAUACACAUGAAUUGACAGCAUUCUUUUGGCUUUCGAAAUAUGUUGACUUCAUAUACGGUGUUUAAUAUAUGCUCUUAACUUAAAACAUACCUUAAGGAUUCCAUUGAUAUUAUUAUAUCAAUUAUGAAACAAAACAAAAAUUACAAUCAUCUUGGGAUUCUUAUAAGAUGUUAUUCCUUGUGAAAAUGAUGAACAAAACUUCAAAAAUGGACACAUUGUUCCCAUUUGCAAUAACUGACAUAAUCCUUAUUACUAAGCUGUUAAAUCUUGCUAAAUUCUUGCUGUUUCACAAAUCAUACCAAAAACUUGCAAGUUCUAAGCUUCCAGGUGGCUAAAAUUUAUUAUAACAAAAGUAAUAAAACAUUAAUUGAGAGCAAUAAUGAUUAUUAUUAUUUAAAAUUGACAAAGGGGUUAUUACAUGCAAUACGAGAUUAUUAAAUGAUUAAUAGGAAAUGUUUCAUGGGAAAAAUACUGUUGUUAAAAAUGGUAAUCCAUAUAAUAUAAUCGCUGGGGUUUUCAUUGGCUAGGCGCUGGAGUCAUCUUAAAUUUUGAUAUUUAACAAUUAGUUGUCUUGUUAACAAUGAAUAAUACAUCAAUAAAAUCAAAAUAAUAAACGUUCUGUUUAUAAUGAGGAAAAUACGACAAGCUGUUUAUAAUCAAUUUUUAGUCAUCUGUUAAGAACUAAACAAAAUCAAAAAUCAUCUGAAUUGAUAUAAUUGUAGUGCAAUUAUUAAGAGAUAGUUGAAUUUAUAAUGAUCUUGGAUUUGAUGAGUGAUACUUGUUUUAAAUACUGUACAGUGAUUUUUUAAAAGUAGUUGACUGAAGUAAAAUAAGAAUAUUAUGCGUGUUUUUUAGUAAAAUCAUAAUACAGUGGAAUAAAAUAAGAUUAUCGAGUUUUAUUGGUUUUUAAUGAUAAACUUACUUAAAGCAGUAUUUAUAUAUAGAAAUAUGAAAGAAAGUAAACCACUUUUUAAAUAAGAUUUAUGUUAUUAUGGUCAUAUCAAGUUUAUUCACUUGCAAAAUGAAUAAACCAUAGUUUCAAAAAUACCAGUCUGAGGAGAUAUUUCUUCAAUUUUGAAAAUAAGUCACAAUAACUGAUAAAAACACAGCUAAAUUAGGUAUUUUUUGCUACAUUUCACCUUAUUUACAUAAUGCCACCCAUCCAAUUGUAUCGUACCUAAAUAAAAUUUCACGAACUCGAUCAAUAAAUUUGAUCAUCACUUUAAAGCAAAACUCAAUAUAUUUUUAUUAUUUUAUUUAUUUGUCUUUUUACAUACCUGAACUAAUACGAACUAAUAUGAUAUGAAAAUACUGAAGAUUGACUAUUCUUCUUAUUAUUAAUGUUGGGAAGACCUCAGCUAUCAGGGUUAUUCGGCAUAUUUUUCAGUGACUAUCCGACUUCCUAUCUAUUUAUUGUUUGUGUUUGGUUUUAUUAACACUAUACAAGUUCUAGGAUUAUAAUCUUAUGUUUCAAGCACUUAAAAAUUUUGACAAAGUUUUAAUUUUAAAAUAAGAUUUUGAGGUUACUUCUGUUUUGUUGUGAAAAGUUGUGGCUAGUUCAAAAUUGUCAGGCACCCACUACAAUACUCGCUCGGACGGAGUCGGAAGUGUGUGUCCUCAUACUCGUACUACCUCACAAUAAACUCAGUCAUGCAGACAGGGAUGCCAGAUCUCACGAUUUAACAUGAUUUAUACAAAGUGGUUUUAAUGAAAGCACUCUUCAUUUUUUCCAUAAAUUUUAUCGAUAUCAUAACCUGAAAUUGUAUAAAGGAACUGUCACUCUUGAGGUAAAUAAAUAGUGGACGUCAUCUUAAGCUCGCGAAAAAUAACCGCGUUCAAUACAAGCCAAAUUUAAUUGAUACUUUAAAAAUUAUUUUGAUUUUGUGUUACAGUCCACUGCAGUAUAUAAGUUUCCUCUAAUCAAUCAUAGUGUACCUCUACAUCUAUAGUAAAAAGUAUAGUUACAAAUAAGUAGUUUUGUAGUAUUCGUAUUUUGUAUUCAAUUUAUUAUUGAGUAUCUUGUAUUUUGGACACGGCAACAAAUAAAAUUUGACAGUUGACACAAACUAACGAUUAUCGAUAGAUGUGCUAUGACACGCUUCGUGUUCGAACUUCGUUUCACUUCGGGUCCUUCGCACAUAGUUUGACAAUGUAAGAAACUAAGCGAGGUUACAAGAAGCUGUCACUACGCUAAUUUGUUCGGUUAACUUCGGUUAACUUUGCGAGUAGUGUAGAGGUUUUACCAGUUAUUAGAUUUAUAAGCAAAAAAUAACGUAUUCAAAAUAUUCAACCUAUAUUUGUUAUAAAACUGUUUUUAGUAAGUGAACUCUCGCCAAUGAAAUCUCGUUUUUUAUUCCAUUAUUAUGCGGAAUGUUGCAGAGUGAGAGACAAUGAAUAAAUAAUAGUUAAUAAUUUCAGCAAUAUCACAAACGAGUUUGGAAAGUUACUGUUUUGCACGAACCGCGUAGCAGCGAGUGCGAAAUACACUUUCCAACGAGUUGUGUACACUAGUUUUCCUACGACCACUUAAAAAAUUCUUCAUAAAAACGUAUUUUUUAAAUAAGAAAGUCAAUUAGAGUUAAAAUAUCCUAAAAAAUAUAUUUUAUUUUGUAAUAGUAGAGAUGACAAAAAUGAAAAGAAUGAUUAUGAAAUGUUUUAUAACUAGAGAACAUAAAAAGAACCAAUACAACAAUAAAUUUUUUGUAACUAUAUUAGAUACCUAACAAGAACUAAAUUAAUAAUUUUGUUUUACUUUUUUUUGAGAUGUUAUAAAAGUUAAAUGUGAAGUGGCGUUUUAAUGCAGCAAAAUCUGCUCCUGUAUUUACUAAAAUUGUGUGAAAUAAGCUACUUUCUUGUGAUCGUAAGAAAAAGCUAAUAUAACCUCAAAAAAUUAUAUUGUCUAUAUCUUCAGUCUUCUUAAAUUUGGCCUUUUGCCUUUGGGCAUCCAGCUAGAUUCAUAUUCGCGUAUUCCCUCUAUAGUUCGAGACCAUAUAUAACAUAAGGAAAAGAAGCAUUUCAAUACAUGUAUGUUUUGUUAUUUUUUAGUACAUAUGUGAAAUAAGCUACUUUCUUAGGUAAAAAUGAGUGUGCGAUCUAUCAUUUUCAUAAGUGGUCGUAGGAAAACACAUUUCUAUAUAGGUUAUAUGGAAAACAAUGGUAUGUUUGAGGUAACCUACAAAUACAAUUGUACAAGCUCAAAAUAAUUAUCAGUUUCAAUAUGAUUAUAGCAGUAGAUUUUCACGUUGCAACAUUUCACGCUAUUAUUUGGAAAUUAGAAUGUAAAAAAAGACCGAUAUCAAUUAUAUCAUUCUUUUAAUUUUCGCCAUGAUGAAAUCCUAGUAUAGACUGAAAAAAAUAUAAAUUACGAGAUGCUUUCUUACAAUAUGACAUGUAGUUUUAAAGAAAUAUAUGAAAGUUAUAGAAAAAUGGAAAGGUUUCUUUAAGAUAAAUAUUUUUUAAGUGACAGAAUUAUAUUUUGAUUCUCCAAAAUGAAAUAUUUAUAUUUGAAUAAGUGUAUAAAAACAACAAAUCCGAAUAUUAAUACACCGAGCACUGAAACAAGUUUACAAAAUUCCAUUUGUCUUAAACGAACCUUGAAUUUAGUUGUAAAAUUAUAGUUACAUUCACAUAGAGUAUAUUAUCUUGCAGUUCUGUGAAAAGUUUUGUUAUAUUUUUACCGAAAGUGCUCAUGCUGUUAUCAUGUCUAGAGUAUGUUUAAGUAGACUUUAACGAGAGAAGCUAAUUGAUUAAACAAAAACGAUAUUUGUAACAGUUUCCAGCACGGAUAACUAAUUUUCCAUUAUCGAUUCCAUAACAGAUUCGUCUGUAAAUGUGUCAAGAAAAAGUUAAAUGAUUUGAAUAUCGUUUCUUUAAAAAUAAUCAUCAGUUCGGUACGUUCAGUGAAAGUGAAAGCCCGGGUCUACAUUAGUUUGCGUUGACUGAUUCAUUUUCAAAAAUGAAUUCAAAUUGAUUCGUUUCAACGUCUUGCUUUAGUCUUGCUGAUUCAUUACACUUGUUCAAACUGAUUUUUCGUUGGUGGAAAGAAGACACAGAGACAAAACCAAAUGGCUGUUGGAAGCAUAUUAACGAAUUUAUUUUCUUUAUUGAUGCAUCAGUCAGGUUGCUUCAGUGAUACUGACGUGAAAACAUCGUUUCUUUAAAAAUAAUCAUCAGUUCGGUACGUUCAGGCCUGGUCUACAUUAGUUUAUUUUGACUGAUUCAUUUUCAAAAAUGAAUUCAAAUUGAUUCGUUUCAACGUCUUGUUUUAGUCUUGGUGAUUCAUUACACUUGUUCAAACUGAUUUUUCGUUGGUGGAAAGAAGACACAGAGACAAAAGCAAAUGGCUGCUGGAAGCAUAUUAACGAAUUUAUUUUCUUUAUUGAUGCAUCAGUCAGGUCUGAAGUGAAAAUGUUUCAAGCUUAAUUGUGUUAAACUAGGGGCGACAAAUGUUUUGUUUGUAUAAAGAAGUGGAAAUAUUUACUGUUCUUGACACAUAGACAUUUGAAUCUUGAACGUACUUUCAUAUUGAUGAAAAUAUUUCAAUAUUUAAUCUCAUUAUAAAAGGCAUAAAUACACACGUUACUUUUAUUAGUUGUUUUUCCCAUUAUAAUAAUUAUAAAUAUCAAAAAGAAAACUUCUAAUUAGGGUCCAAUACCAAAUCUUCGAAAAAUAAGAUAUCAAAGAGGCUUCACAAGGAGACAAUAAAUAAAAUGAAACAAUAUGAGUAUUUUCACACGAAAUAACUUGUUUUAUUACAUAGUGUUAAUAUUUAUUUCACCGGAUACCAUAAAACGUAUAAAAGACAUGAUUUUUUUUUUUCAAUAUGCUGAUCCAUUUCAAAUUACGCGGUAGUUCACUGACAAGUGACAAUUGACAGUACCCUACAGCUACAAACUUAAAUGUACAUCAUUUUCAAUUGAGAAUUGACAGUAUAAAAAGCAAUAAACCAAAGAGAAAAAACAAAAAGCUAGCGCGAAAAUUUUAUUAGUAGAAACUUUGCAAUUGAAAUAUAUUGAAAGAAAUUUCAGGAGGCCCUGACACUGAGGUAUAGCCACACUCAAAAUUGCGACGGAUUCUAUCUGCUUCAUGUCCUCAACUACAAAAAAGUUGACCUUGUGAAGAGAAGACAACCAUUCUGGCCGCAGUCAGCGUUGAUCACUGAUGUACUGGUGGAAGGGGUCUGGAAAACGGUGAGGCCUCAUUUCUGUACUAGAACUGUCGUGCAAAUAGCAGAUGCAGUUCGUUGAUCAUUGAGCUGUUGCGUUCAUUGUGAAGUGGAAUCACAGAUGUAGGGAAGGGUCUUUUGGCGAAUUCGAGGAACCCGGAAAAGGAUGCAAGCACUUGGGCUAGAAGAUGGGACUGCGUGGCCAUGUUUAUUAAUUCCUUAUAUAUUGACUUUUCCAAACUUCGAUGGUUUUAUGAUUAAGAUGAAAAAUUUAUUUUUCUUAGUGUAGCGAUUUGAUUUGGUAAUCUCACUAAGAAUUUUUCACUUUAAAAACAAACGUGAUAAUUUGCCUGAAUUAAUGGGAUUAAAAUUAUAUAUUUUGAUUCAUACAUUUUAAUGAUAAUUGGUUGAUUUAAAAAAAUUAAGAAACUGUAAAUAAUUGUAGAGAAGUGCCUCUUUUGAUUGCGCAUUGCUACUCUCUUGGUCAACUAUUAGAAAUAAUAUCAAUUAUUCAAUGUUUCAACUGUUGUUAAUAUUUUUUGUUUUAUUAUGAAAUAAAGCUGCAUUUUUACAAAAAAAAA
Molecule: messenger RNA, 18717 nt
Organism: Diorhabda carinulata
Lineage: Eukaryota; Metazoa; Arthropoda; Insecta; Coleoptera; Chrysomelidae
Gene: Ih
Product: potassium/sodium hyperpolarization-activated cyclic nucleotide-gated channel 2
Exons: 11
Coding region: 598-2541 (647 amino acids)
Biological process (GO): potassium ion transport; transmembrane transport
Cellular component (GO): membrane
Molecular function (GO): voltage-gated potassium channel activity
Source: RefSeq, a predicted model, not a curated record